This is a messenger RNA of Tyto alba (common barn owl), 1113 nucleotides long. It is a transcript of the gene SULT2B1, whose product is annotated as sulfotransferase family 2B member 1. Gene Ontology annotation, cellular component: cytoplasm. Gene Ontology annotation, biological process: sulfation. The record is from RefSeq and is a predicted model, not a curated record. The coding region runs from base 90 to 956 and encodes 288 amino acids. Lineage: Eukaryota; Metazoa; Chordata; Aves; Strigiformes; Tytonidae. The transcript has 7 exons. Gene Ontology annotation, molecular function: sulfotransferase activity.
GGGCUCUGGCCACCCCAGAGCCACCCCCCUGACAUGGCGUCGGGUGCCGGGGGGUGCCGGCGCGCCCCACGGCUCUGUGCGGCCGGGCCAUGGAGCGGAUGGAGGUGACCGAGACCUUCGCCGGCAUCUCCCUGCCCGGCCACCUCCACACCCCGGAGUCCCUCGGCUUCGCCGCCGCCUUCCCCUUCCGCCCCACCGACGUGGUCAUCGCCACCUACCCCAAAUCGGGCACCACCUGGAUGCAGGAGAUCCUGACGCUGCUGUUCAGCCGCGGGGACGCCGUGCCGGCCAAGACCAUCCCCAACUGGGAGCGGGCGCCCUGGCUGGAGCAGAUCUACUUCAGGGCUGCGCUGCGGGACACGGCCGCCCCCCGCCUCAUCACCACCCACCUGCCUGCCCGCGUCCUGGCCCCCGCCCUGCAGCGGAGCAAGGCCAAGGUGAUCUACGUGGCCAGGAACCCCAAGGAUGUCGCCGUCUCCUUCUACCACUUCCACCGCCUGGCCAAGUUCCUGCCCGACCCCGGUUCCUUUGACACCUUCCUCGCGCGGUUCCUCGACGGCACGGUGCACUACGGCUCCUGGUUUGACCACGUCAAGGGCUGGCUGGGCCAGCGGCAGCUCCUGGACAUUUUCUACGUCACCUACGAGGAGUUGCACCAGGACCUGCGUGGCACAGCGCAGCGGCUCAGCACCUUCCUGGGCUGCCCGCUGAGCCCGGAGACGCUGGGAGCGCUGGAGCAGCACUGCAGCUUCACCGCCAUGCGGGACAACGCCAUGGCCAACUACAGCCUCAUCCCCCCCGAGAUCAUGGACCACAGCCAGGGAUGCUUCAUGAGGAAAGGCGUGGUGGGCGACUGGCGGGACCACUUCUCCCCCCUGCAAAACACCCUCUUCAACCGCCUCUACCAGGAGGAGAUGGGCGACUCGGAGCUGCCCGUGCGCUGGCCCAUGGCUUGAGGGAGCCCGGGGAGGGGGGGGGGCACCCCCCAUCCUGGGGACAGGGGGCUUUUCCAGCCACCAUCCCCAUGGCCUUCCUUCCCCUGGGGUGGGGGCAUGUAGCCGUGACCCCCCCUUUCUUCCUCCCUGCGGAAAUAAAUAUUUAUUGCUGUCCUCA